This is a messenger RNA of Nelumbo nucifera (sacred lotus), 2279 nucleotides long. The record is from RefSeq and is a predicted model, not a curated record. NCBI's taxonomy places the organism in Eukaryota, Viridiplantae, Streptophyta, Magnoliopsida, Proteales, Nelumbonaceae.
CGGUACCGUCCUCUCACCUCGCGUUGCAGUUUCCAGUACUGUCCUCUUUAUUCUUCCGUUGACGUCUUUCUCAACUCUAUUCUCUCAUCGAUCGUCUUCUUCUCAAUCCUCUCUCCCUCCUCUGUCUUUGGAUCCUGAAUCUUCAGUUAAUGCUUGGUAUUAUACUAUUAUACUGAACCCCAUUAAUACAGGGAAGAACUGUCACAGAGAUUAAUUGUGAAACUCGUCUACUUGGGAUUUUCCUUUUAAUUAAGCAUGGCGGGAGACGGGAACUCUCAGCAUAGGCAGCUCGAUCAGACACCCACAUGAGCAGUUACUGUCGUUUUUAAUUCUAUAAUUAGAGUGUGUUUUCUUCUUUUUCUCUCGUGUUUCUCACUUGAGUUUCUGAAGAAAAUUAAUCGGUACCUUUUAUUUUUUUACUGGUUUUCUAGUUUGUAUCUUGAGUUCGAGUUGCAUAGAUUGGCCUUCUGUUUUUUUUUUUUUUAGAAUCAUUUUUAGUUUUUUUUUGGUCUUUUUUUCUUUAAUUUUGUCUAUAUUUACAUGGUUUAUGCCAAAAAAGAGAAGAAACGAAUGCUUUUCUACUUUAUAGUCAGUUGAAAGAAGACUGUCUUGGGAUUUUCCCUUUGAACUUGUCGAGUUGUGUACUUGCUCUUUAUUUUAGAUUUUUUUUUUUUUUUUUUAUCUUGGUUUUGUAGUCUGUUUAUUUCCUAUCUUGCUUGGUUUCUGGCAUGUUUUAAUUUCCUUGUGUAUAGAAUCUUCUGUGUUUCCUUAUUCUUUCUUGUUUGUUGUAGAGGAGAAGGAGAUUGGUGAUUCGUAAUCUCUCCUUUCUGUCCUUUGCUCCUUUCAUAAAUUGACAGAGUUGGUUUACAAAAAACGCAAGAGGUCUCUAUUUGAAGCUCUUGAGAAGAUUAAAACUGGUAAGAAUUGCUGUUGAACAGGAGAAGAAAAAAAAGUUUCUUGACUUGUGAUGUUUCUGUUGUUCUUUCAAGAAACUCUGUUUUCCUUUCCACUUGGACCUGGGUGGUUGGUGCAUCAAUCACAAUCACAAUGGCUGAUCAACUGUAUUCUGGUGAAUCUGUAGAGCUUAUGGUUAUGGGUUUUAUUUCCUUACUGCUGUCAUUCUUGGGGAGCUACAUUCCCAGAAUAUGUAUUCUAGAGAACGUUUCGCAUGCAAUGCUGCCAUGCCCUUACGAAGAACCUCGUCGGAAGCUAUUAUCAAGUCAGCACAGACCAUUAGCGGCCAAUAAUGUAAUGUCGUCGGAGGACAAACCCACGACAAAGGAAGGGGAGGAGGAGCAAGGAGGUUUCUUAGGAAAGGUGAAGGAAUUUAUCAGUGACAUUGGAGAGAAAAUUGAAGAAGCCGUUGGAUUUGGGAAGCCCACUGCCGAUGUCACGGCCAUCCAUAUUCCUUUUAUAGACCUAAAGAAGGCUGACCUUGUUGUUGAUGUCCUAGUCGCGAACCCAAAUCCAAUCCCAAUUCCCCUUGUUGACAUCAACUACACAGUUGAAAGCGAUGGCAGGAAGCUCGUCUCUGGCCUUAUCCCGGAUGCAGGAACCGUCCAUGCCCAUGGAUCAGAAACCAUUAAGAUCCCAUUGACACUGAUCUAUGAUGAUAUCAAGCAAACGUACGAUGACAUUAAGUCGGGUAGUAUAAUUCCUUACAAGGUUAUUGUUGAGCUUAUUGUUGAUGUGCCAGUUAUAGGGAACAUUACACUGCCUAUGGAGAAGACCGGAGAGAUACCUGUGCCUUACAAGCCUAAUGUGGAUUUGGAGAAAGUAAAGUUCGAUCAGUUUUCUUGGGAGGAAACCAGUGCAACCCUUCACCUGAAAGUAGACAAUGAGAAUGACUUCGAUUUGGGGUUGAACUCCUUGGAGUGCGAGGUCUGGCUUGCAGAUAUGAGCAUAGGGGGAGCCCGUCUUUCUAAGUCGGCAAAUAUUAGUAAGAAAGGUCAAGGGGUUGUCGAGCUUCCAAUCACAUUCAAGCCAAAGGAUUUUGGGUCUGCAAUGUGGGAAAUGAUAAGAGGAAGGGGAACCGGUUAUUCUAUGAAAGGUUGUCUUGAUGUUGAUACCCCAUUUGGACCUAUGAAAUUGCCUUUCAAUAGAGAGGGAGGUAACACACGCCUCAAAAACUCGGAUGACAACGAUGAUGAGGACUGAACACAAUAAUCAGAGAUAAGAAUGAUAUGCUUGAGGCAUCGUGGAAACUUGUGUUGUAACUUUCUUGCUUGAUUAUUUGUUUAAUUGUUGCAACUCAACCAUGAAGUUUAGAGUUCUGGGAA